AUGAAAAAGUUCGGGAUUGAGCAGAAAUAUUUAGCAUCAUUACCCGCAGCGCAGCGCAGCUCAGCGCAGCAUUGUAGUUAUGUUACAGUGGCAAUUGCAAAACACAUAACCUGCCUCUUCGUAAUUGCUUUGUGUCUUAGCAAUGCUUGCGCUGACGAUGAUAGUUCGAAAGAAACGAAUGAAGUCAUACCGCGUGAGGCCAUACAAAAAUUGGACUACUCGGUGAGACAAGCUUUAUUACGUGCCAUAGAUAAAUUAGAAAAAGAAGCAGCAACAGAAGAAAUCCUAGAAGAAACCACUACCACAAUACCAACCCUGGUGACCAGCAUUGCCAGUACCAUUUCAACCAACACCACACAAGCCAAUGAAGAAGUACUGGAAGAAAGCACAAAUGCCUCUGAUGUGGUACCAACUGUACAAUUCUACACUGCAGUUUUAGACGAGAAAAAUGCUCCAGAACAAUUAUUAUCCUCUUUCAUAGAUAGUUCAAAAAUUUUUAAACAAACUAAUAAAAAAGGCACACAAAAUUUAGGUUCACCAACAGUUGUUGCUGAUCUAGAAGCCACAGCUGAAGAUAGUCGGCAAGCAGCACGCAGCGUUGGCACUGCUUUGCGUUCAAAUGAAAUAUCGAGCGAUAAAAAUGCUGAAGUUAAAUUUGAAAUACGUAAAACUAAAAAUAAUUCAAUAACCUCAAGUACUACUACUACAACUACAACAACACUACCGCGUACGACAAGGCGACGUCCUACUACUACGACUACGACAACGACAACUACCACCACACCACGUCCAACACACAAUGAAGAUGGUGAAAAUAUUGAAUUGGUAGAUAAGAACGAUAUACGCAUACAGGAAGCGCCUCUUGUCACGGCCUUUACUGUAGACUUAGACGAACGUGGCUCAGCUAAAAAAGUUAUCCCAAUCGUACAUCCUAUUCCCACACCAACAGCAGAGACCACAUUACGCAGUGCUGAUAUAUUUUCAGUUCACACUGGUCCAACAAUAUCUAAGUUUAAUGUUUUACCCGGGGGCCCACAAAGUGCUGCGUUAAGUUCAGCCCACAAUUUGUUGUCAGCUCCAUUGCCCACACAAUCUACCCAAGUGACGACUGCAGCUAAUAUUUUACUCAACGCAAUUCCAACAUCAAGUUUUGAAGCUGUAAGUAUUCAUUCACUUAUGUAUAUAUCUAGCAAUGUCAACUAA
Messenger RNA from Teleopsis dalmanni, 1203 nucleotides. Its product is annotated as mucin-5AC-like. The transcript has 2 exons. NCBI's taxonomy places the organism in Eukaryota, Metazoa, Arthropoda, Insecta, Diptera, Diopsidae. The record is from RefSeq and is a predicted model, not a curated record. Bases 1 to 1203 code for a protein of 400 amino acids.